Molecule: messenger RNA, 2175 nt
Organism: Eimeria mitis
Lineage: Eukaryota; Apicomplexa; Conoidasida; Eucoccidiorida; Eimeriidae
Exons: 13
Coding region: 1-2175 (724 amino acids)
Source: RefSeq, a predicted model, not a curated record
AUGCUAAACCUAGGUGACCACUGCUUUGCUGUUCCCUUGUCUCCGCCGGUGCUGCAGAAGCUACAGUUCCAGUGGGAGGCAGGCGAUAUAAACGAGCGAUCUCCACGGAAAAGCGAUGCCGGCAACGCUGGAGUUGUUGUCACUGUGCAGAAGACUGCUGUAUCUUACUCGUACGGGCUAACUUACAUAAAGGCAGUCCCGUACAAUUGGGUAGAGUACGCGCACCGCGCUUUAUUGUGGCAAGUCAAAAAUGGCGGAGAAACGUUCUGCUCUGAAACCUGGGGAUCAAAAUGCCAGGAUGAGCAUGGAGAAAACGGGUAUCCCGUAAGCCCCAAUUCAGGCCUGCCUCUAGAUGGAGCCCAAGGGAAGUGCUGCUGGUGCCCAUCCGUAUGGCAUUUGUGGCUUAACAACCCCAACAGGGGGAGGGAACCAAUGCUAAAAUGCAACUUCUGGGGGCUGCGCUUUGGCAAAAUCCCAGACCCAUACCUGACGAAGUUCUGCCCGGUCGUUGAAUAUCCAUGGUAUCGUAUGCUGAAGGUUAGCGAGAAUCGAACAUGGUUUUUCAAGGUGCACGUCGGUAUAUCUUGGUGGAGGCCUCCCAGCCCCUCUAGCCUUUCAGACGAGGAAUAUCACGCCGAAUGUAAGAAGAAAAUUUCGGAAGGAAGCUACCCUGAAAAUUUCGAUUGUUCGCAGCGGCUGCACACAGAAGCAGGAAUGGCAGACGCAAUCCUUGAACUCUCAGAUGCCACGAAGGUCGCAAGAGAUACUACAUUUGACGUCACAGCGCGUCUCAUGAGUUCAGACAUGCCAGAUGAACCUGUGAGCUACACUGCAGUGUUUGGUCAGUCAAGUGUGCAUCUUAAUUACAGGAAGGAUGCUCAGAUUCUGAUGAUCUUGAAGCUUGGGGUGUUAGCGAGACGGAAAACCCUGACCUGGCAAGAUUAUGCAAAUCAGUUGGAAUACCCACCGGGCAACUAUCCUCAUUACCACGCGGGUCUAGAAAAUGCGAACGAGGCUAUUGACACCUCACAAGCUGGCCCCUUCCAGUUGCAUCGCUUGGCCUUUUCAUAUCCAAAGAGUCACAAAAGUAGGGUGCGUAUUGAGAUGAACGCUGGGUUGAUUCGCUGGAUUCAGUCUUCAGCACCGGGUCAAAUAACAAGCAUAGCGCCCCCAGCACCACGGGAAUGCGACAAUGCUCAGACCUUCGGCUGCCCACUUAAGGUGUAUGUGCUGAAUUCAGGCACUGUAGAUGCGACGUUCUAUUUGGAGCUGCCAUAUUGUACAGAACACGGCAGCGAUGAGCCAACGGAUAAGUUGGACCCGGUCUCGGCUGUGCAGCGGAAUGUCGCGGCAGGCUCCAGCCAAGCAUUUGAUCUCACUUUGCGCCUUACAGCCGUCGUUCAGGAGUUUGACUUUAACUGUGUAAUGAAGCUUUAUGACUCAGAACUCAACCAACUGGACAUAAAGUCAUUUGAUCUCCUUACAGGGAAGGCGGCGGACUUGCCGGGGGCUGUGACGAAUCCCACAGGAGAAGUUACCGUUGUCGAACCGCCUGAAGAUAAGCGAAACUGGUUUCAACGACUCAUGAAUGUCGUGCCAAACGAUGGGGAAUGUGACUGCUCGUUUUGGAAUAUAUUAUGCCUACCCGCUGACUGGAACGACUGCUUUGGAACACUCAAGAAGGCACUCAAGACAAUACUACUGGCAGGGGUUACACUCGUGGCUCUCUUCCUUUUGUGGCCUGUUCUCAAGCCAUUCAUAAAGAUAAUGUGCAAGUUCGCUCGUAUUCCCUUCAAAUGCUUGAGGUCAGUUGGAAGGAAUCGAAAAACUCUUCGAAAAGCUAAGCGACUACACAAGAAGGAGGCCAAGAAGCUAGCAAAGGAGCAGCGACGCCUGCAGCGGAAGGCUCACGAAAUAGCUGUGAAGGAACGCCAGGAAACUCGCUCGAAGGGUUUUGACGAGGAACCAGACGAGCCUCUAAGCAGUGCCACAGGAGGUUGUGAGAGCGCCGCGUCUUCUCCAGUUGCCUCCUCAGCAACUUACACUACUGGUGGUAGACGACAUACCGCCGACGAGGAAUAUGGUGAUGUUAACAGCUGCGACAACCUUACCGACAGCGCCAGCAACGAAAAAUAUAGUACAGGGAGUUCCACAGCAUCCAACAAACGACAGUAG